GCUGUGUUCCCCUGUUAUUGUGUGACUGUCUUUAGCUAGCAGGGAUUUUGGGACACCGGCUGCUCUCGAGUCAACAAGAACAGUCACAUCAGGAUUCAGCAGUCACAAAUAAGAAGGACACAAUGCUGUCUGCUUUCGUUGCUAAAAGACUGGUAAGUGGGGUAUGCCAGGCGUCAUGGAGACCAGCUGUGGCAGAACUAGUAACUACACGGGGUUACAAAGGAGAGGCACCUGAUGACUCUAGGGGUGACCUAAUUGAGAUCCCCCUGCCCCCAUGGACAGAGAAGGAUGGCGAGACCAUGGACAUCAAGAGACGGCGCCUGCUCUUCCAAAGCCGAAAGAGGGGCAUGCUGGAGAAUUGCAUAUUGCUCAGCCUGUUUGCCAAACAAUAUCUGAAUACAAUGACCGAGCACCAGUUAAGACAGUAUGACAGACUGAUCAAUGAGCCUAGCAACGACUGGGACAUCUACUACUGGGCAACAGAGGCCCAGCCUGUACCUGAUGUGUACACAGGUGAAAUCAUGGACCUACUGAAGGAGUUCACUAAGAACAAAGAUCAGGAACAGAGGCUGGACGCACCCAACCUGGAAUACCUGGACAAGGGGAGCCAGUGAAGCCUGGCUGACACAUCCCUCUCAGGGUGUUUUCACAUAUAGUCUUCUUUAAAAUAACUGAUCUCAGUCCUCUUUAAAGUGAACUCUGGGAUAAAAAAAAGAAGAAGCAAAAUGUCUCAGUUCUCUUUGUAUUCACAUUGCCCAUGCCUUUGAAUGAGAUCUCCGCUUUUUUGGCAGUUCACUUCACCUAUUUUGUUGUCAGAGUCCUCUUUUCAUUCACAUUGCUAUGUUUAGAAAGGAACCAAUAUAUUUUUCCAACAUUCAUUCAAUGCACUGUGGGUGCAGGACAAGCCAUUCAGUCAGAAUGUGUUAUUGGACAACAAAAUAUACCAUAUACCUACUUACAUUUAGGAAGCUAAAAGAUUACAAUUAUGUCUCAUUUUUAACUAAAUGCAAUCAGAAUAUUAACAUAUAAAUAUUAUUGGUAACAGAACAACUGCAGAUUAAAUAAUGCUGUAAUAGAGCUGUUGCCCGGGUGCCGAGGAUUUCGAUUAAGGCAGCCCCCCCAGCACCUCUCUGAUUCAGAAGGGUUGGGUUAAAUGCGGAAGACACAUUUCAAUUGAAUACAUUGUUGGACAACUGAAUAGGUAUCCCACUUUUCCCUUUUACACCCAUUGUAGGCUACGGCCCCUUUAAGAGCUAGAAUCGAUUUUGUGCCUUGUGUUGUGAUUUUGCCGUCUUCUCACACUAUUCAAACCCCAUGGUUGAAUAAACAGCUCAUGAAGCUAUCUUAACCAUAAGAUCA
Messenger RNA from Oncorhynchus mykiss (rainbow trout), 1359 nucleotides. RefSeq names its product succinate dehydrogenase assembly factor 2, mitochondrial. NCBI's taxonomy places the organism in Eukaryota, Metazoa, Chordata, Actinopteri, Salmoniformes, Salmonidae. Gene Ontology annotation, cellular component: mitochondrion. The record is from RefSeq and is a predicted model, not a curated record. Gene Ontology annotation, biological process: protein-FAD linkage; mitochondrial respiratory chain complex II assembly; mitochondrial electron transport, succinate to ubiquinone.